This is a messenger RNA of Prorocentrum cordatum, 1008 nucleotides long. The record is from the annotation of a GenBank genome assembly. NCBI's taxonomy places the organism in Eukaryota, Dinophyceae, Prorocentrales, Prorocentraceae.
AUGUCUAUGCCGUUUUUUUUCCUCCAUCCGGCCCCUCCCGAACGAUCCACCUCGUCAAGCAGCCCCUCACAGCUUGCUGAGCGAGGCGCCUCUAUUGCUGGGAUUGGCCCUCACGCCACCGCUUCCAGAGACCCCGCAAUGUCCGAGGAUGACAAGUGGGCUCCGAAGGAGAUGCAGUCCAGCGAGCUGGCGUGGUCUGACCGCACAGGCCCACAGAAAGUCCUUCACGUGACUGUGCAAUUCCUGAAGGCCGUGGUCGUUAUAGGCCUGUUGUAUGUAUUCAUCGUCUCCCUCGGCGUGAUGGGCAAUGCGUUUCAGAUAAUCGGGGGCCCAACGGCUGGUCGGACGUUCCGCAACAGCAAAAUUUUUGACAACCCAUUCGCGGGGUGUUCCCUCGGAAUCUUGGCCACUGUGUUGGUCCAGUCAUCGUCUACCAGCACUUCGAUUAUCAUUUCCAUGACAGCGGCCAUGCUGAUGGAGCCAGAGAACGCUAUCUACAUGAUCAUGGGGGCAAACGUUGGGACUUCGGUGACGAACACGAUUGUCAGCUUGUCGCAUGUGGGAGACAAGGACGAGUACCGUCGUGCGUUUGCGGGCGCCACAGUGCACGAUUGUUUCAAUUUGUUGACCGUGUCCUUCAUGCUGCCGUUAGAAUAUUUUACGCACGUCCUCUACCGCAUCGGGAAUGGCAUCGUGACAGCUGCUGGCAUCGAGGAGGACCAGCAGAAGGCGGCGAAAGUUGAUUUCAUCAAGAAGAUCACGUCGCCGAUCACCCAGCGCAUCGUGCAGCUCGACAAGAAGCUCGUGACGAAGGUCGCGGAGGCGGGAAGCCAGGAGGAGUUGGAUGAUCUAUUGGCUCAGUCCAUGAUCAAGAACUCGCGCACCACGAUCAACCACAUGUUCCUGGACACGCCCAUGAGCGACUCUUUAGCUGGCUGGCUGCUGCUAGUCGUCUCCCUCGUGAUGCUGUCGACGACUCUUAUCCACGGUGGCGGAUCUUGCUUGUGA